UUAGAAUCAACCACCAUGGCCGGCGAACCAUCUACCUCCACCUCACCUACGCCACCCGCGAACCGUCAUGCUCUGAACGCGGUCGAAAAGCAGCGCGCUCAGCUUGAGCGGCUGCUGAAGGAUCCUGCCAAACCCGUCUAUGUCCCCCCUCCCCCGCAAGAGAAGUCCAUCCGCCCAGCGCGCGAGAUGAUGAAGAAUGUACAGGGCUCGAGUGCAGGAGCUGGUAGCGGAGAGUUCCACGUCUACAAAGCCAGUAGACGGCGCGAGUACGAGCGCUUAAAGUUACUGGAGGAGCAGAACCGCAAAGAAGCUGAAGCGGCCGAGUUCGAGCGCAAGCGCAAAGCUGUGGAGGAGCAGGCAGAAGCGAAGACCGCGAAGAACCGCGCGAAGCGGCAGAAGAAGAAGGAGCGCUCCAAGAACAAGGGCGGCGCGGGCGAGGACGGCGAAGGCAAGGCCGACGCACCUCUCAAGAAGCGACGGCUGGUCAACGGGCAGGCGCUCGUCUUCAAGCGACCCGGCGAGGAAAGCGACGACGAGGACGCCACGAACGAGCCCAUGCCCGGACCUUCUGCACCCGAGGCUGCUCCCGCGGACGAAGUGCCGGAAGCGCCGAGAGUGGUGGAAGAGAACCAUUUGGUGAUUCACGAAGACGAUUAGCUUUCUCAUCUGCUGUACUAUCAGGUCUACUCUAUGUUAUACGGGGCUGGCAAUCGACGGGCAAAUCCAUCCCAUGCACGAGCAUCCAACCGAAGAUCAUAAUAAAGGAGACGACGAUCCAGCGCAGUCCCAGUGUGUAAGCUAUAUGGAGUCUAAUGGAACAUGAGCGGCCGCAACUCUUCGA
Schizophyllum commune H4-8 is the source of this 841-nucleotide messenger RNA. RefSeq names its product DUF1168-domain-containing protein. Gene Ontology annotation, biological process: negative regulation of protein kinase activity. The transcript has 2 exons. The record is from RefSeq and is a predicted model, not a curated record. Gene Ontology annotation, molecular function: protein kinase inhibitor activity; protein kinase binding; double-stranded RNA binding. NCBI's taxonomy places the organism in Eukaryota, Fungi, Basidiomycota, Agaricomycetes, Agaricales, Schizophyllaceae. Bases 16 to 657 code for a protein of 213 amino acids. Gene Ontology annotation, cellular component: nucleolus.